Messenger RNA from Chilo suppressalis (striped riceborer), 1011 nucleotides. NCBI's taxonomy places the organism in Eukaryota, Metazoa, Arthropoda, Insecta, Lepidoptera, Crambidae. The record is from the annotation of a GenBank genome assembly.
AUGUCAGGGCGUAAAUGGGAGCUCGGCUGGAUCCUAUGCGAUAUUUGGAUCAGCUUGGACAUCCUGAUGUGCACCGCUUCCAUCCUCUCGUUGUGUGCUAUCAGCGUGGACCGGUACCUUGCAGUCACCAGGCCCCUGACCUACUCCAGGCGGAGAAGGUCGAAGAAACUUGCCCUCACCAUGAUCUUCUUCGUGUGGAUCGCUGCAGGAGCUAUAACAUGCCCACCGAUGUUGGGAUGGUAUGAGCCAGACCACAACCAAGGAGGGGUGUGCCGAUACAACCAAAACGCUGGCUACGUGGUUUUCUCUGCCAUGGGCUCCUUCUUCCUGCCUAUGGUGGUGAUGGUUUACGUCUACGCGAGGAUAUCUUGCGUAGUCGCCAGGAGACACCAACAACUAGCCAGCACUGCGACUAAAUGCAAUAAGAAAGGAAAGUUAUCCUGCAUCCGUACAGAAUCAGAUUCGGGUUCCGACAAGCUAUCACUCAGGCAGAGCGCUUCCAAGCAAGCGUCGAAAGCAUCCACACAGCAAAGCGAAUGCUCCUCCCAGCAGGGUGACCACAAGUGCCCCUGCUGUUUCAAGGCCGAGAAGAAGAACCGACAAUCUAAACAGUACAGAGGUAGCAAAGAACGGGAAUCCAGAUUCUAUAAUGAAGUGACGUUCAAAUCCAACUUUAAGUAUAAGAACACGACCAGACACCGAACGCAUUCGAUGAAGGAGAACAUAGAUAACAACAGAGUAUCUUCACUGAGACGGGAAACAAAAACUGCGCAGACUUUGAGUUUGGUGGUAGGAGGCUUCGUGGCUUGCUGGUUGCCGUUUUUCCUGUAUUACCUCUUGACACCUUUCAUACCAUCCAGUUAUGUAAAUCCCGUACUGAUGUACAUUUUGACGUGGCUUGGAUGGUUCAACUCGGCUAUCAAUCCGUUUAUUUACGCGUUCUAUUCUCCUGACUUUAGAGUUGCAUUUUGGAGGCUCACUAUCAAGAAAUGUAAAAGGAAUAAGCGAUAA